AUGGACUUCCGCCUCCUGGCCCGCAGCCUCCGCGCCAGGCCAACACCAUGGCUCCAACAGCAGACCCAGCUGCACCGCGUCGCCUCCCUCGCAAACGGCGUGCGCUACAAUUCCUCAACCUCAUCACCAAGCACACCCUUCAAACCCACAUCUCCCACCGACCAGCCAAGCACAGCCCCCGAGGCCGCAAAACAAGCCCAAAAGCCGGUCUCCGACUUCGACGACAUCCUCAGCAGACUCGAACUCAACAAGCCCCGAGAGGUAUCAAGCAACCAGCGCCGGAUCUUCUCAGACUCGCUUUCCCGGGCUGUCGGCGAAGGUGCACAGAGCAGCUACCGGGCGCGGUCGAGGGCACCUCUACCUACACGCAAGGUCGAGCUGAAGCUUGGGCCGACGCUUGGUCGACAGGUUCAUGUUGAGCCUGAGCGUGGUACUGAUCUCGGUGGUGCGCUGCGCAAGCUUCAGGCUACUCUUUCGCAGAAUAGCGUUCGGCAGGAUGUCAACCAGCAGAAGUUCCAUGUGCGGAAGGGUAUGGUGCGCAAGCAGAAGAAGAUGAUGCGGUGGAAGAAGCUGUUCAAGUUCUCGUUCCAGGGGACUGUGAAGAAGAUUCAGCGUAUGCAGGCGCAGGGUUGGUAG
This is a messenger RNA of Penicillium mononematosum, 636 nucleotides long. RefSeq names its product mitochondrial 37S ribosomal protein bS21m. Gene Ontology annotation, cellular component: ribosome; mitochondrial small ribosomal subunit. Bases 1 to 636 code for a protein of 211 amino acids. NCBI's taxonomy places the organism in Eukaryota, Fungi, Ascomycota, Eurotiomycetes, Eurotiales, Aspergillaceae. The record is from RefSeq and is a predicted model, not a curated record. Gene Ontology annotation, biological process: mitochondrial translational initiation; translation. The transcript has a single exon. Gene Ontology annotation, molecular function: structural constituent of ribosome.